UGUCCCUCGGACACAUCGGAUCACCGAUCCAUGGAAAGAGCCAAAGAUGUCGGCUCGGUCAUGUGAUCAGCGAGCACUGAUGAUCAGUGUGCCCUGAUGAUCAGUGUAACCCCAGCAGUGCCACCUGUCAGUGUCCAUCAGUGCCAGCUGUCAGUGCACAUCUGUGCGAUGUUCCAGUGCCCAUCAGUGCCACAUCAAUGCCACAUAUCAGUGCCUAACAGUGCACAUCAAUGCCACAUAUCAGUGCCCAUCUGAGCUGCCUUUCAGUGUCACCCAUCAGUGCCAGUCAGUGCCACCUAUCAAUGCCAAUCAGUGCCACCUAUCAGUGCUGGCAAUCAGUGC
Messenger RNA from Staurois parvus, 342 nucleotides. The record is from the annotation of a GenBank genome assembly. NCBI's taxonomy places the organism in Eukaryota, Metazoa, Chordata, Amphibia, Anura, Ranidae.